Molecule: messenger RNA, 1298 nt
Organism: Malus domestica (apple)
Lineage: Eukaryota; Viridiplantae; Streptophyta; Magnoliopsida; Rosales; Rosaceae
Source: RefSeq, a predicted model, not a curated record
AAACGCUCAAAGUCUUGGAAUUCCCGUCUGCCCUCUCCCAUGGGCUCUCCAUAGCCCAAUUACCCGAUUAGGCUGGAGCUAAUUUCGGAGGGAAUUGGAUUGCAAAUGGUGCCUGUCCACAGGUCAAAAGAGCACGGUGGAAGUGCUCUUAACGACUGGUCCCUCUCCCACCAACCCCAGCAGCUAUUUGUCUUCACGGAUUUGUGGCGUCUUUCUCUCCCACCAAAAACUGAAAAGUAAGUUGAGUAGACCGGCGGCUUCUGAAAAAACAUGGGUGUGGCGGCGAAAAUAGCACCGUCGAUGCUGUCGUCGGACUUCGCUAAUUUGGCAUCAGAGGCCGAGCGCAUGCUCAAAUGCGGCGCCGAUUGGCUCCACAUGGACAUCAUGGAUGGGCACUUUGUCCCGAAUUUAACACUCGGUGCUCCGGUCAUUCAGAGUUUGAGAAAGCACACAAAGGCGUAUCUUGAUUGUCACCUAAUGGUCACAAAUCCUCUUGAUUAUGUCGAACCUAUGGGAAAAGCCGGUGCUUCAGGUUUUACAUUUCAUGUUGAAGUAUCGAAAGACAAUUGGCAAGAACUUGUUCAAAGAAUUAAGUCCAAGGGCAUGACGCCAGGUGUGGCAUUAAAGCCCGGAACGCCAAUUGAAGAAGUUUAUCCUCUGAUUGAAGGUGAAAAUCAUGUGGAAAUGGUCCUUGUUAUGACCGUAGAACCUGGGUUCGGUGGUCAAAAGUUCAUGCCGGAAAUGAUGGAGAAGGUGCGCACACUGAGACAAAGGUACCCUUCACUAGCUAUAGAGGUAGAUGGUGGCUUAGGGCCUUCGACGAUUGAUAUGGCAGCUUCAGCCGGAGCCAACUGCAUAGUUGCAGGAAGCUCUGUGUUCGGAGCCCCUGAGCCUGCUACAGUAAUAUCCCUUUUGAGAAGUAGCGUUGAAGGAGUUCAACAAAAAAGUUGAUACUGGGAUUUCCCACUUUCUGCGUAAAUACGAAUGCUGAUUUUGGUGUUGCAAAUCAUCAUGGUUUUAUCUUUUGAGAUCAGCUGUGGGGGGAGAGAGAACAGAAUCCCACGUGCUCGGAAAUUAUUCGUCUUAGUAGUCAGUUAUCGAAUGGGGUAUAAGGUGAAUUUGGCCUUACUAUGGCCGCCCUGUAAAUAGACGUACAUGAGACAAGGAUGUCGCUGAGGCGGUAUCUCACUCACUGUAUUCUGUUUGUACUUUUUUACAUGGCGAUAUGUAAUUGAUUUGGGAUACUAACUCGGUAGCAUUUCUGUGCAUGAAAAGUUCUCCCUAUGAGGGAAAAUCUU